This is a messenger RNA of Penicillium paradoxum, 564 nucleotides long. Its product is annotated as Zn(II)2Cys6 transcription factor domain-containing protein. Gene Ontology annotation, molecular function: zinc ion binding; DNA-binding transcription factor activity, RNA polymerase II-specific. NCBI's taxonomy places the organism in Eukaryota, Fungi, Ascomycota, Eurotiomycetes, Eurotiales, Aspergillaceae. The transcript has 2 exons. Bases 1 to 564 code for a protein of 187 amino acids. Gene Ontology annotation, biological process: regulation of DNA-templated transcription. The record is from RefSeq and is a predicted model, not a curated record.
AUGAGUGAACAUCCAGUCCGAGCCUAUAGGCCUCUUGCGCCUCGCACUGAGCCGGCCGCGGAAGGAGAUGAAGGUGGGAGUCCUAAUGGGAGCGCACCCGAAGAGAGACGUAUGAGACGAGUGUCGACGGCUUGUAGAGAGUGUCAACGACGCCGGACCAGGUGCUCCGGCGCCCCUCAAUGCAGUGAAUGUCGAAUUCACAACCGCGAUUGCGUGUUCGAUGAAGCCGCCGAUAGACGCCGCAAGGCCUCCGCCAGAAGGACCCAAGACCAACUGGACCAUUACCGGGCUCUCGUGGACGAUCUUCUUGGAAUCAUCCGAGAACGCGAUGGCCAAACCGUGCAAUCAAUUAUCGAUAUCAUCCGAUCGGGAGCAGAACUAGUUGUAAUACGUGACAUGCUCACCAAUAUCUUGGAGAAGGAUCUUGGUCGACUGGACAGCAACUCGCAUGCGCGCAAUUCAAAUGUGUACCUGCAGAUCGGUUCCAAUUCGCGCCCCAAUAACAGCUCCAAUAACUUAGACGCCAAUAACGUGGGGAAUUAUUUGAACCCCAAUUCGAUCUGA